CUCAAAAUCUAUUCUUUGCUCUCUGUUUCUCUCUCUGCUUCUUCUGAUCCUCAAUGUGUUUGAUAAUGGAAGCGGCGGAUGAUCACGUCGACGGUGGUAUUUUAUCGAAUUUCUCGAUGGUUGAAGACGGGAUUUACCGGUCCGGGUUUCCUAAACCGGAGAAUUUCGGUUUUCUCACAACCCUAAAUCUUCGUUCCAUCAUAUAUCUUUGUCCUGAGCCAUACCCGGAGGAGAAUCUCAAGUUUCUUGAGGCUAACAACAUUAAACUUUUCCAAUUUGGAAUCGAAGGCAAAACGGAUCCUCCAACUCCUAUGCCAAAAGAUACGGUUUUGAAUGCUCUCAAAGUCUUAGUUGAUGUAAGAAACCAUCCUAUUCUCAUACACUGCAAAGCCGGAAAGCAUAGGACAGGUUGUUUGGUGGGAUGCUUAAGGAAAGUUCAGAGAUGGUGUUUAUCAUCGGUGCUCGAGGAAUAUCAGAAGAACGCUGGUUUGAAGUGGAGACAAAGGGAUUUGAAUUUUAUUGAGGCGUUUGAUACCCUGAGCUUGAGGCAGUGUCUAUUGAGCAUCAUGUAUCGUUAUCACGGCUAUGGCUUCAAGAGGAAAAGGCUUCUCCAUGAAGAAGAAAAUGUCCAGACGCCGAAACUGCAGGCUGCUAAAGUUUGAAAAUGAGAGCUAACCAAGUGGGACAUGGUUCGAGUUUUAAUUUGAGGUUCCAUUUAUCGGUCAGUGGAUGAGGAGGAUAAGUUGGUCUAUGUCAAGAUUCAUAAAUAGGAGUUUAAUUUGAUUGUUUAGGAAUAGAAGUGUACAGAAAGGCUACUCUUCAUAAGAUACUGAUGCAUGAGAGGUCUAAUUAACUCAAUAAUGCAUGUCAUUGUAGUAGCCAUUAUCAUUAUUUAUCUUAUAAUAAACUAAAAGACCAGAGAACAAUAUAACAA
Brassica oleracea var. oleracea is the source of this 934-nucleotide messenger RNA. Its product is annotated as probable tyrosine-protein phosphatase At1g05000. Gene Ontology annotation, molecular function: phosphatase activity. The coding region runs from base 54 to 662 and encodes 202 amino acids. The record is from RefSeq and is a predicted model, not a curated record. The transcript is spliced from 5 exons. Gene Ontology annotation, biological process: protein dephosphorylation. Gene Ontology annotation, cellular component: cytoplasm. NCBI's taxonomy places the organism in Eukaryota, Viridiplantae, Streptophyta, Magnoliopsida, Brassicales, Brassicaceae.